UCCGCCCCCCGCGCGGCUGGACCGCCGGCCGCUCACCGCGCGCAGGGAUCCGGCCACGCGCCGCCCCUCCCCCCGCCGGCUGCCGGGCCGGGCCCUCGCCCACCGGGUUCCCCUCCCCGGCGCCCGCCAAGACGGAGGGCUGGGCCGCGAGGGUCGCUCUUCCCGACGGGGCCGGGCCGCCAGAGGUCCCGGGCGCCGGCGCCCCUCUGGGACUACUUUUCCUCCGCGGAGGGACUACUUCGCGGAGGCGUCGCUGGCGGCGCGCACGGCUGGCGGCGGCGGUGGCGGCGGCGGCGCGCCUGGGAGAGGGACGCCGGCCCGGUCAGGCCUCGGCGCGGCCUACACGCUCCGUCGCUCGCUCCCACCCUCGCCCCGCGCCCCGCGCCCGGCCCGGCCAUGGCGGAGUCCUCGCCCGCCCGACGCCCGGUGCCCCUCAUCGAGUCCGAGCUGUACUUCCUUAUCGCCCGCUACCUGUCGGCCGGCCCGUGUCGGAGAGCCGCCCAGGUGCUGGUGCAGGAGCUGGAGCAGUACCAGUUGCUGCCGAAGAGGCUGGAUUGGGAGGGCAACGAGCACAACAGGAGCUACGAGGAAUUGGUCUUGUCCAAUAAGCAUGUGGCUCCUGAUCAUCUGUUGCAAAUCUGCCAGCGCAUCGGUCCCAUGUUGGAUAAAGAAAUUCCACCCAGUAUUUCAAGAGUCACUUCUUUACUUGGUGCAGGAAGGCAGUCUUUGCUACGUACAGCAAAAGACUGCAGGCACACAGUUUGGAAGGGCUCUGCCUUUGCUGCUCUUCAUAGAGGAAGACCUCCUGAAAUGCCAGUGAAUUACGGUUAUCCACCAAGUCUUGUGGAGAUACAUCGAGGCAAACAACUCACAGGGUGUUCCACUUUUAGCACAGCAUUUCCAGGAACCAUGUACCAGCAUAUAAAAAUGCACAGAAGGAUUCUUGGACAUCUGUCUGCUGUUUACUGUGUAGCAUUUGAUAGGACAGGACAUAGAAUCUUUACAGGUUCAGAUGAUUGUUUGGUGAAGAUUUGGUCAACACAUAAUGGCCGCCUGUUAUCCACAUUAAGGGGUCAUUCUGCAGAAAUUUCAGAUAUGGCAGUAAACUAUGAGAAUACAAUGAUUGCUGCAGGGAGCUGUGAUAAAAUAAUUAGAGUGUGGUGCUUGAGAACUUGUGCCCCAGUUGCUGUGCUUCAGGGACACACAGGGUCAAUUACAUCUUUACAGUUUAGUCCAAUGGCCAAAGGCUCUCAAAGAUAUAUGGUUUCUACUGGUGCUGACGGGACAGUUUGUUUUUGGCAGUGGGAUUUAGAAUCUUUGAAAUUUAGUGCACGUCCCUUGAAGUUUACUGAAAAGCCCAGACCAGGCGUUCAAAUGCUUUGUUCUUCUUUUAGUGUUGGUGGUAUGUUUUUAGCCACUGGUAGUACUGAUCAUGUAAUCAGAAUGUAUUUUUUGGGUUUUGAAGCACCUGAAAAAAUCGCAGAACUUGAAAGCCACACUGAUAAAGUUGAUAGUAUCCAAUUUUGUAACAAUGGUGAUCGGUUUUUAAGUGGUAGCAGAGAUGGAACAGCACGGAUUUGGAGAUUUGAGCAGUUAGAGUGGAGAAGCAUUUUAUUGGAUAUGGCUACUAGAAUCUCGGGGGACUUAACCUCCGAAGAGGAAAGGUUUAUGAAACCCAAAGUAACAAUGAUAGCUUGGAAUCAGAAUGAUAGCAUUGUUGUCACAGCUGUGAAUGAUCAUGUCCUCAAAGUGUGGAAUUCUUAUACUGGACAACUGCUUCAUAACUUGUUGGGACAUGCUGAUGAAGUGUUUGUUUUGGAGACACAUCCUUUCGAUUCCAGAAUUAUGUUAUCUGCAGGACAUGAUGGCAGCAUUAUAUGGGAUGUUACAAAAGGCACCAAGAUGAAACACUAUUUUAAUAUGGUAAGUGAAGUCCAGGGUGUCUUCAUGCAUGCUUGCAUUUGUUUCCAGUACUUAGAUUGUAAAGUUCAGCCACAUAUAGAUCUGCAUGUUUUGGCAGUUUAUAUUUAUAAAAAUCAGGGUGAAUGUGUCUCUUGGAGGAGAGAGGGAAAGGCAGAUAGAAACAUCGAUGUGAGAAAAACACAUCGAUUGGUUGCCUACUGCACAUGCCGCCACCAGGGCCAGGGCUGGGGAGGAGCCUGCAGCAGAGGUGAUGGAGAGGUAAUCGAACAAAUUAUAAGCCUACAGACUAAUGAUGGUGAAGGAAGCCCAGAGCCCAGUGUUCUUGAUGGUAUGAUAAGACAGUUGCAACAGCAGCAAGAUGAGAGGAUGGGAGCUGGUCAGGAUAAUAUUCCAAAUGUACUUCCAAAUGGGGAAGAAACACCACGAAGAGGUUUUAGAAGACUAAGCUUAGACAUCCAGUCCCCUCCAAAUAUUGGUCUGCGUCGUAGUGGACAAGUUGAAGGUGUUCGCCAGAUGCAUCAGAAUGCUCCCCGUAGUCAGAUUGCUACAGAGCGGGACCUGCAGGCGUGGAAACGGAGAGUGGUUGUACCAGAGGUACCACUAGGCAUAUUUAGGAAGUUGGAAGACUUUAGAAUAGAGAAAGGUGAAGAGGAAAGAAAUCUUUAUGUGAUUGGAAGAAAAAAGAAGACUCUUCAGUUCUCACAAAAGUCAGAUUCGGUAGUUUUGAUGUCACCGUUUAGGCAGAGGACACGUAGAUGUAAAUAUCCAAAUUAUGGCAGAAGAAAUGUUGGACAGAUUGAGUUGUCUUCUGGAAAUGAGUCUUCAAGCUCUAUAAGACAUACUUCCUGUGAUCAAAGUGAAGCGUCCUGUUCUUCCGAAGAAGAAGAAUGGAAAAGUGAUAGAAGAAGUGAAAGUGAUAGUGAAAGUUCAAGUGACUCUUCAUCUCGAUAUUCUGAUUGGACAGCUGAUGCAGGCAUCAAUUUGCAGCCCCCUUUACGAACUUCAUCUCGUCGGCGUAUUACUCGGUUUUGUAGUAGUUCAGAGGAUGAAGUGUCUACUGAAAAUGUAUCUCCUCCAAAAAGGAGACGAAAGAGAAAGAAAGAAAAUAAGCCUAAAAAAGAGAAUUUGCGGAGAAUGUCUCCGGCAGAGCUCCCAGAUACGGAAGAUUUAUAUGAAUUUCAUCCUCCAGUUUGGAUAACUGACACCACACUUCGAAAAUCUCCAUUUGUUCCACAAAUGGGCGAUGAGGUUAUAUAUUUUCGACAGGGUCAUGAAGCUUAUAUUGAGGCUGUCAGAAGGAAUGACAUUUAUGAACUGAACCCGAACAAGGAGCCAUGGAGAAAAAUGGAUCUUAGGGAUCAAGAAUUGGUCAAAAUAGUUGGAAUACGAUAUGAGGUUGGACCCCCUACACUCUGUUGCCUCAAACUAGCAUUUAUAGAUCCUGCAAAUGGGAAACUUAUGGACAAAUCUUUCUCUAUUAGAUAUCAUGAUAUGCCAGAUGUUAUUGACUUUCUCGUGUUGCGUCAAUUUUAUGAUGAAGCAAGACAGAGGAAUUGGCAGUCUUGUGACAGGUUCCGUUCUAUCAUUGAUGAUGCCUGGUGGUUUGGAACAGUGCUAAGUCAAGAGCCCUAUCAGCCACAAUACCCUGAUAGUCAUUUCCAGUGUUACAUUGUUAGGUGGGAUAAUACUGAAAUUGAAAAGCUUAGCCCAUGGGAUAUGGAACCAAUUCCUGAUAAUGUUGAUCCACCUGAAGAAUUAGGAGCUAGUAUUUCUGUUACUUCAGACGAGCUAGAGAAAUUGCUCUACAAACCACAAGAUGGUGAAUGGGGUCAAAAAUCGAGGGAUGAAGAAUGUGAACGAAUUAUUAGUGGCAUAGAUCAACUUAUGAAUCUCGAUAUAGCAGCAGCUUUUGCAGGUCCAGUUGAUCUGUGUACGUACCCGAAGUACUGUACUGUAGUGGCUUACCCAACUGAUCUUUACACUAUUCGAAUGAGACUUGUUAAUCGAUUUUACAGGAGGCUAUCUGCAUUGGUUUGGGAAGUCAGAUACAUAGAGCACAAUGCCAGAACAUUUAAUGAGCCUGAGAGUGUAAUUGCAAGAUCAGCUAAGAAGAUAACUGACCAGCUUCUAAAAUUUAUCAAGAAUCAAGACUGUACAGAUAUCUCAGAACUUUCUAACACUUCUGAAAAUGAUGAGCAAAAUGCCAAGGCUUUGGAUGAUAGUGAUCUCCCUAAAACAUCUUCUGGAAGAAGAAGAGGCCAUGAUUGGAAAAAAAGGAGCAGCAAAGCCACCAGCUAUGUUGAAAGCAACUGGAAGAAACAGUGUAAGGAACUAGUGAACUUAAUUUUUCAAUGUGAAGAUUCUGAACCAUUUAGACAACCUGUUGAUUUGGUUGAAUAUCCAGACUAUCGAGAUAUUAUAGAUACUCCAAUGGAUUUUGGAACAGUAAGGGAGACUUUAGAAGCGGAAAAUUAUGACAGCCCUUUGGAAUUUUGCAAAGACAUCCGGUUGAUAUUUAGCAAUGCAAAAGCAUAUACACCAAACAAAAGAUCAAAGAUUUACAGUAUGACCUUGAGGUUGUCUGCCUUAUUUGAAGAAAAAAUGAAGAAAAUCUCCUCUGAUUUUAAAAUUAGUCAAAAAUUCAAUGAAAAACUUCGAAGAAGCCAGAGAUUCAGGAGACAGCAAAAUUGUAACCGUUUCAAUCAGGCUAACAAAAGUACCAGAAAUACGAAGCAGAAGCGUUUAAAAUCUCAGAUAAGAGUAAUUCCUGAGUUGGUAGGUUCUCCUACUCAGUCUACCUCAAGCCAGGCAGCUUAUUCUGCAAGCCACAAGACACGUGCUAGUGUCUCUUCAGGUGUUUCUUCUGAGGACUCUUCAGAUUCAGCAGGAUCAUCAGAAAGAAUGAGAAGAAGUAGACCUGUCACUCUAACAAAUGGUUCUACAUUAUCUGAAAGUGAAAUGGAAGAUUCCUUAGGUCCCUCUUUAUCGUCCUCAGCUUCAGAGAGUUCAGAGGAGAGCAAAGGGAAUUCAAGAGCUCGUGAGCCCUCCUUGCGCCGUAGGCUGGCCAGAAGUGGCAAUCUCAGAGUGACCAGAACCCGGGCCGCGCAAAGAAGACCUGGUCCGGUUUCUUUAGAAAAUGGAUGUGGCAGAAAAGCCACUCGAAAGAGAGUCUAUUUAAGUGACUCCGAUAACAAUUCAUUAGAAACUGGUGAAAGUUUAAAAGCCCGAGCUGGAAAUAACCGCAAAGUGCUAAGAAAGUGUGCUGCUGUGGCUGCCAAUAAGAUAAAGCUAAUGAGUGAUAUAGAGGAGAAUUCUAGCUCUGAAAAUGUCUGUUCUGGCCGUAAGCUGCCUCACCGCAAUGCUUCUGCUGUGGCUAGAAAAAAGUUAUUAUAUAAUUCUGAAGAUGAGCAGAGCUUAAAGUCAGAAACCGAAGAAGAGGAGCUAAAAGAUCACAAUCAACCAUCGCCAGUGUCCAGUUCUCAUGCGGCCCAGAAUACUGUCAAUGAAUCUGAAAAUGGAGAUUCAGAGUCAGAAAGUGACUUGCAGGUAGUCCGGAAAAAUUGGCAUGCUAAUGGCUACAAGUCUCAUACUGCAGCAACUUCUAAAACAAAACUUCUUAAAAUAGAGUCUUCUGAGGAAAGUCAUGGUUCAGAUUAUGGACAUAACAGAACUAAUGGCCCAUCAACGUCUGGGCAGAAACUCAAGGCAGGAAGUGUCUCAGGGGAAGAGGAGGAAGCAGAUUCUGAACCAAGAAAAUACCCUGGUAGGAAAUACAGCACAACUCGCAAGAAUGCCACUUCCCUUAAAAAAGCAAAGGUCUUUACUGAUUCAGAGGACUCUGAAUCUGAGGAAGAUAGAGGAGAUGGUAGAUGUCACAAAAUGGAAACAAACCUGCUGUCAGGAAAGUUGAAGAGUGAACCUAUGGCUGCAUCCCACUGUUUCUCAGAUCAUGUGUCUGAAACUGAUGUGGAUUCAGAUGAUGACAAAACAAAAGAAAAACCAAACGAUUUUGUGAAAGAUUCUACAUCAUGGGACCAUGGACAAAGCAGAAAAGUUUCCAGGAAAAGGGUCUGUUCCAGUGAUUCAGACAGCAGUUCGAAAGUGGUUAAGAAAUCCUCCAAAGCCAAAACAGGUUUCCAAAGGAUUCCUCGAAGAUGUGCAGCCACUGCUGCCAGUAAGAUUAAGCUCAUGAGUGACAUGGAAGAUGCUAGUUUAGAAAACGUGUGCACUAGAGGUAAGAGGAGAAGGAAGAAGCCCCUCCGUUUUGCGUGUACCACAGCCGCGAAGAUAGGGAGUGAUUCUGAGGAAGACGCAAACGGUGAAGUGCCAGACGAACAGGGUGCGUGUGAAGGGGAGGCGCCUGAGGCUGACUCAGAAGGUAGCGCAGGAAGCGUUCCUCAGCCUCUCAGUGGAGACUCUGACUCUGAAGGUAUGCCAAGGUCAGAAUAUAGGGACGGGCCUGCCAGGCGUACCGGUAGCCACAGAACAAAUGCUGCACCUUCUAGAACAAAGAGGCCGUCAUUUGGGUCUUCAGAGGAAGAUUCAAAAAGCCAUAUUCCAAGGGGUGAGACUGGUAGAAAAUUUCCUUCCGAGUCAACUUUGGAGCAAAAAACUACAGAGACUAACUUUGAAGAGGAACUGAAUUACGGGCUGCGCAGGUGGAAUGGCAGAAGACUCAGGACCUAUGGGAAGGCUCCUUUCAGUAAGACAGGAGUGACUCAGGACUCCCAGGAAGCAGCUAAGACGGAAACAAGAAGGAAGAGACUGCAUCCUAAAUUGGGAAAUGUGAAAAAUUCAGAAACAACAGGGAAUUCAGAGUGUGGACCGGACACUAGUCCCAAAUCUGACUCAGAGUUGGGAUCUGUAACUGAAUCAGAGGUUGACUGUGCUGAUGAGACAAAAACCAAAAAGAGGAAAACAAAAGGAAAAGCAAAAGUAAAUGUUAGAAAAGAAUUUGUUCCUAGAGACAGAGAUCCCAAUACAAAAAUGAGAACAUGUUUGCAUAAGCAGAAGGAUGCAGUGCAAAUGCCUAGUGACACUCUGAAAGCAAAAAUGGUGCCUGGGAGAGUUCCCCGCAGAUGUGCUACUGUUGCUGCCAAUAAAAUAAAGAUAAUGAGUAAUCUAAAGGAAACGAUUUCAGGACCAGAAAGUGUCUGGAUUAGGAAGAGUAGCAGAAAACUGCCCCAUCGAAAUGCUUCUGCUGCGGCUAAGAAAAAAUUACUGAAUGUGUAUAAAGAGGAUGAUACAAGUAUAAAUUCAGAGAGUGAAAAAGAGCUAGAAGAUACUAAUAGCAAAAUGCUUUUGUUUUAGUCAGAUCAGAUCCUGGAAAGAAAAAGUAGUGACUAUGAAAAUGUGUGUGUGGAAUUGAAACGGGCCACGAGUAAACUGGCAGUUGCAUUCUGCUCCUAGCUGUAAAGUUGACCCCUUGUUGGCACGUUCCGAGGAAUUUUCUGAAAACCCUAAUCCAGAGAGUCACAGUGGGUCCCAGGAAGGCUUCCUCUCAGUGAGUUUUUGUACAGACACUACAAAGAAUUCUGCAGAGGAAAUAGCUCUGUGUGUGAAGCUGAUGGUUGGAGAGGCAGACAGUAAAGACUAAGGACCGCUCAUAAAAGUAUCCCUUUUCAGAAGGAAGGGGCUUGGAGAAAUUUCUUGAUUCCUAAGAGGAAGAAAAUACAGUUGUCCCUCCAUAUCCCAGGGGGUGGGGUUGGUUCCAGGACUUCCCCAAAUCCACAGAUGCUCAAGUCCCUUCUAUAAAAUGGUGUAUUUAUAUAACAGAGACACAUUCUCCCGUAUACUUUUAAAUCCUCUCUACUUAUCAUACCUAAUCCAAUGUAGAUGCUAUGCAAAUAGUUGUUAUACUGUACUAUUUAGGACUAAUAACAGAGAAGUCUACAAAGCAACGAGGGUUGGCCUAACCACAUAGUACACAUCAGCAACAAUGUGACUUUUCCCCUAGUAGAGUAUUCUUGAGUUGUGGUUGGUUAAAGCCCCAGAUGCAGAACCCUUGGAUGUGGAGGGUCAACUCUAAUGGGAAGUGUACAGGGUCUACAGCAAAAACCUAAAGGAAUAAAAAAAUUCAAAGUCCCGGCCUGCUAAUUUUAAGGGUUUUGCAUUAGAGUAUAAAAACUCAGACUCACCACGACCAUGAUGUCAUUAUUAAAAUACAAAUUAGGCACAUUUCACGAAGUGCCAUUGAGCAUAUUUGACUUUUGAAUGAAGCACAUAUGUACUCUAGCAAGAUGCAGUCCCUCCAAUUCACAACCCCAAAGCCAACGAGGACUGGAGGAUUUGGUAAUCCCGGGGUUUUAAUAAUCCGAGUUCUGAAGUAGCGUUGGAAAUAGAGGGAAUCCAUUAAUGUUUUAUUUUGUUUAUAAUAUUGGAAUUCAUAUUGAAUGAUGACCAGUUGAUAUGACUGAUUCAGGGAAUAUAUAUUUUUCUAUGAAACCCAUGAAUGUGACUCACAACUUCUUUUCCUCAUUUUUACUUUCAGGUAGCAGCAUUUACACAGAUGCCAAAAUGUGCCUCAUUAUGAGGCAGGUCUCAGUGUUAAUAAGUUAGAAAACACAAAAUACAAAUCAAGAUCAAAAGAGUCAUAUUUUUAGAUGAUAGAGUAACAUCCUCUUAUGUUUCUCUAUAGCACCUUAAGUGUUAGAACUUUACGAACACAGAGCACAUCUAUUACAGUCUCAUCACAACAAACUUUAAUGGCAGUGUGUCUGGGUUAUUUCAUUGUGGCUUUAAACAGGAUUAGAAAUCUGGUUUUGAUAUUAUAAAGAAUUUCUUUGGCUUGAAGUAUAAUUUGUUAAUAGGUAUUUACUGAAAUGAAAAUCACCAGAUUAAAUGAAUGCACUGUCAAAUCUUUAACAUAGACAUGCUAUUGGAAAACUGAAUUAUUGGUGUUUCCCAUUGAAAAAUAUCUGUGAAUAUUAAUAAUAUGAUUUGCAUGUGUAAAUCUGAAAAAGUAAAAUAUGGAAACCUAAGGGUUUCUAUUCCUUUUUCUUUAAAAGAUUAAUGUAAUGCUUUUUUUGUUUUGUUUUGUUACACAGAUUGGCCAAGUGUCGUAGAUUUCUUGAGAAAUUUGUGGUUGCAUGUCUACUUAAAAAAAGGCUUUUUUGUUGUUUUCUUUUUCUUAGCAUAAGCCAGAAUACUUCUACCCUACAGUUCGUGUCCUUUGUUCUGUUUAUAGCAUACUUUCAUCUGCAAUACCGAUACCAGUGUCUUGUUACUAGUGCAGGUGAGGAAGGGGAGAAUUCCAAAUAAAUAAAACUUUUAGGUGCAUGGGCUUUGCUUUUUGAUAUCUAAUGAAAUUAAACCUAUUUCCAGUCCCAUAUUUACACUUAAUUUCAUAGAAAUUUUUUAUUGGGUAUAUAAUUAACAAAUACCAAAAAAUGAAAAUAGUUGUCUCAGUUAAGAUUACUUUAUGUAAAAGGUUUUGACCAUUUCAGUGUAAUGAAAGGAUUUCAAUUUUGAAUUUAUAAUUUAUUGUGGUUGGGUUAAUUUCUGUCAGUACCCUUCUCUGGUUUAGUAUUUAAUUUGAACAUAUAUUUGCCUUUUUUUAAGUGCUCAGCCUAAACUUAUUGUAACUGCAUGAAAUAAGCUUUUGUUUAAAUCUUAACAUUCUUGUAAAAUGCUCUCUAAAAGGUAUGCAGAAUUUUAAUCACGGACAAAUGUAUUAUCAUUGCCCUAUUUAUAAUUUCAAUCAGCUUUUAGAAAUGAUUUCUUUAUAAUUAUGAAAUCAAAUUGAAGAUCUUAAUAGUAAAAUUGACAUAAAUUUAACAAAGGGGCUAGGACAAAGUGAUACCAAGACCUUUUAUUUUGUAAUUCAGUCAUUCUAUAAAGCCAAUUAACCCAGGAGUCUUAAUGCAGUUUUAAAACAUCACAUUGGUAAUCUUGUCUAUUCUAGCUCACUAAAGUUUCCUAAGCUCUUGCAGGAUAGGAAUUGGGUCUUACUGUUUAUAUUUGUGUUCAAAUUUUGCUUUGAAGUCCAGCUUUAUAUUUUGCAGUAAUGUGUAACACUGCUAAAUAUUGGUUUUAUGUAAAUGCUUUUGUUGAUCAGUGUCUCCACAUCCUAAAAGCAAGAUGUUUCUAGGAACUUUCUGAGGUUUUUUUGAUUGUCUCAGGAGGCUCCCCCGACCCCAAAUUAGUACUUAGUUCGGAUUAUUUAUGGACAGCAUUCCAAAAUGUAAGCAAUGCCAUGUAGUUUCAGCCCAACUGAAUCUAGGUAAAUGUGUUUUUAAAAUGUUUCCAUUGCAAUUCCGGAUAUUUUCGCUGUUGUUUUAACUAUGGUACAGUUGUCCUUUUUCCUCCUGCUUGGAAUAGUGCUCUGUGAACUGUCUGCCAGCAAAUUUGAAAGAGAACCAAUUAAACACUUUGCUUGUAAGUGAAAGGCUGUUGAAAGCGGAAGCAAAUUUUGUAUUAGAAAUGGCCACGUUUUUAAAAAGCAGCUCAUAUUUUUGCAGUCUCAUAGUCUUUCACAUCAGCUUGACGACCACCAGCUUUUGAAAUGUGAAUUCCUCCUGCAGAGUAAAGGCCUCAUGUUUAUACCA
Molecule: messenger RNA, 10469 nt
Organism: Myotis daubentonii (Daubenton's bat)
Lineage: Eukaryota; Metazoa; Chordata; Mammalia; Chiroptera; Vespertilionidae
Gene: BRWD1
Product: bromodomain and WD repeat domain containing 1
Biological process (GO): regulation of transcription by RNA polymerase II; regulation of cell shape; cytoskeleton organization
Cellular component (GO): nucleus
Molecular function (GO): protein binding
Source: RefSeq, a predicted model, not a curated record